AUGGGAGGAAUGCAUACCUGCAGACACAUGGUGGGGACCCACACCAAUGGACACAUGGGAGGAACGCAUACCUGCAGACACAUGGUGGGGACCCACACCAACGGACACAUUGGAAGGACCCACACCAACGGACACAUAGGAGGAACGCAUACCUGCAGACACAUGGUGGGGACCCACACCAACGGACACAUGGGAGGAACACAUACCUGCAGACACAUGGUGGGGACCCACACCAACGGACAGAUUGGAAAGACCCACUCCAACGGACACAUUGGAAGGACCCACACCAACGGACACAUUGCAAGGACCCACACCAACGGACACAUUGGAAAGACCCACUCCAACGGACACAUUGGAAGGACCCACACCAACGGACACAUUGCAAGGACCCACACCAACGGCACAUUGCAAGGACCCACACCAACGGACACAUUGGAAAGACCCACUCCAACGGACAAAUUGGAUGGACCCACACCAACGGACAUAUUGCAAGAACCCACACCAACGGACACAUUGCAAGGAUCCACACCAACGGACACAUUGGAAAGACCCACUCCAACGGACACAUUGGAAGGACCCACACCAACGGACACAUUGCAAGGACCCACACCAACGGACACAUUGGAAAGACCCACUCCAACGGACACAUUGGAAGGACCCACACCAACGGACACAUUGCAAGGACCCACACCAACGGACACAUUGGAAAGACCCACUCCAACGGACACAUUGGAAGGACCCACACCAACGGACACAUUGGAAAGACCCACUCCAACGGACACAUUGGAAGGACCCACACCAACGGACACAUUGGAAAGACCCACUCCAACGGACACAUUGGAAAGACCCACACCAACGGACACAUUGGAAGGACCCACUCCAACGGACACAUUGGAAGGACUAACACCAACGGACACAUUCGAAGAACUAACACCAACGGACCCACUGGAAUGA
This is a messenger RNA of Procambarus clarkii (red swamp crayfish), 954 nucleotides long. Lineage: Eukaryota; Metazoa; Arthropoda; Malacostraca; Decapoda; Cambaridae. The record is from RefSeq and is a predicted model, not a curated record.